CGCGUUCGCCGCCUGUGUGUUUGAGGGCUGCCUGCAUGUCAUUUAUAAGAAAGUUUGUUUUUCGUUCAUCAGAGAAAAUUAUCGCCAUUUUAAUCGUCAAACAAUAAUCAACCGUGACGUUUGUGUUGAGCUGAAAAUGUAAGUCUCACUUUCUCCAUUUGUAAACGGUGAUCUCUGGAGACUGAAGAACACGAGCGAUGACACUUUCAACAAACACCACAACAAUGGAGAAUGAUGGUGAAUUGAGGGAGGAGCAGGUAUCUAAAGGCCUGUCAAAUCUGGGAUUAUCAGCGACUGGACUGCAGCACACCUACUUGUGCCUAUCUGUGCCGGGGCGAGACUUGAAAAAUGUCUCCGUUUUAUGCAAUUAUAUCCAUCUUCAGAAGCUAGAGCUUCCCCACAAUAAAAUAAAAGAUUUAUCCUGCGUGAGUCACAUGCCACACCUCAUCGUACUGGAUGCGUCCCACAACCAACUCACAGAUUUCUUUGGGUUCCAGGCACCAAAAAAUCUCAAGGAAGUAAAUUUCUCACACAACAAGAUGUCAGUAAUGAAGGAUCUCUCUGAGUAUUCAUCUUUGUCCAAGCUCAUUCUUGACCAUAACUCAUUUAGUGCCAUCAGGGGGCUCGAAAAGUGUGAAAGGCUCUCUCACCUCAGCCUGGCCAAUAACAGCAUCUCAUGCAUUAGUGGUCUGGACCAUCUGCCCCUCAGAGAGCUCUGCCUGAGCGGAAAUGCUAUACAAAAGAUUGAGAAUCUACAGACGCUCCGGAAGCUCCAGGUUCUAGACUUGUCCUGUAACCGGAUUCAAAGCCUCUCAGGUCUACAGACACUCUAUCUCAUUGGAACCAUCAACCUUCAGAGCAAUCUGAUCAGCGAGAUAAAGGAGGCCUCACAUUUGCAUGACCUGAAAUUGUUGAGAGACCUGAAUCUUCUCAAAAACCCAGUCCAGGAGAAAGAUGACCACAGAUUGGCUUGGAUCUUCCUUCUUCAGCAUCUCACGCUUCUGGACCAACAGACAGUAACAGCAGAAGAGAAGGUGUCUUCAGUGAACAAGUAUGACCCUCCUCUGGAGGUGAUAGCAGCAAGAGAUCACAUGACCAACUUGCUGUACCAGCUCAUGCAGCCGCAGGUUAUAUUUGACAGUACUUUGCCGAGCCUGGAUACUCCCUACCCCAUGUUGGUUCUCACUGGUCCACAGGCUUGUGGGAAAAGAGAACUUGCUCAUAAGCUGUGUCAGGAAAUCAGUGAAUAUUUUGCCUAUGGUGCCUGCCACACCACCAGGGGGCCCUAUUAUGGUGAAGAAGAUGGUUUAGACUAUCACUUUGUCACCGAGGACGAAUUUCAAACUAUGAUUCAAACGGGUAAGUUUGUCCAGACGAUGCGAUACGGAGGUCAUUGGUACGGUCUAUCUCGGGAGUCUAUCGAGCAAGUGGCUCGCGAGGGUCUGGCCUGCUGUGUACAUAUGGAACUAGAGGGAGUGUAUAGCUUGAAGAACUCAUAUUUUGAGCCGCGGUACGUCCUACUGAUCCCAACUGCUGUUGAAAAUUAUGUAUGCUGUUUGAAAGCCAGAGGAUUCUACAGUAACGCUCAGAUGGAAACGGCUGUGUCUCGCAUCGAUUUGUAUGCCAAGAUUAACAGAGAAAAGCCGGGCUUUUUCGAUAACGUCAUCUCAUGUGAUGAUCGUAAUGAGGCUUACAUGACUCUAAAGCAGUUGGUAAAGGAGUACCUCGGUGUCGAGGAGCCGGGAGGAGAUUCCAGCUCAAUCACACCUGACAACACCUCUUCUAACUCAACAGGUGAGUUACUGGCAGCCGAAACGGAGAAGGCUGACCUCACGGACUCCUACAGCAAGAACUACCAAAACAAAAUCCAGGCCAGGAUGACCCCUAAAAGGACCCCAGCCGAAAUGGCUUCUCAUAGACGCGAGAAGCUAAUUCGAGAGGCUCUGAAAGGGAAGAGUCCUGGUGCUUAUGCCGACCUCUUUCAAAGGAGUGGACCAACCGCUCAAUCAUCAUUAGCCUCUCAUUCCCGGCCAACAGCAGGUCCGAUGCGUCCGGUUGGCCUCGGUGGUCCUGAACUCGAUGAGCUCAGCAGUUCAGAAGAAUCCCGUGCCAGUUCUGGCCUGUCCAUGAGGAGCUCGGCGGGCGUGCGCUCAGCGGAAAGCCCAGCCAGGGGAUCUGACGUUGGGUCAGGGCUCAACAUAGAGCCUUUGGACAUCUCUUUGUUAGGGCAGGAGCGAGACUCCAAAGGUCGCAUGGAUUCACGUCUAACUCCCGAUGCUCCUCGCCUGGGCUCCGAGCGUAUCUCUCCGACCCUGCCGUCGUCACCGGGGCGCCCAGGCGCCAACACCAAACCGGUCCUGCCCCCCAUCCCGUCUGGACGUAAGACCAAUGAGUCUGGCUCAAAACUGUGACAGAUAGAGCCGAAAGAGAGAGGUGAAGAAAAACAUAUUUGCGUUGUUGAAUAUCAUUUAGGUGUUGCAUCUAUCUAGUUAGCUGUAAAAUAAAAAGGGAAUUUAAGUCGAGUUUCAUUAUUUAAUUUAAAGUUCAUUUUAACAGUAAUUCAGGAUAUGAUAAUGCAAAGGACAGUCAGUGCUGUGAUGCAAAGCCAUAGUCAUGCCAUUGGAAAAUUGGUGAUUCUAAUCCCUCUGUGGGACAAGUGAGACAAUAAUGGCAUUAAUGUGUUUUUGUUGUCGUUUUGCAAACUAUAUUAAUACGAAGAGCAUAUAUAUCAACAUUUAAUAUUAUUAUACGAUUCUGACUGGUGACACAUUUAUGUAUAAAGACCACUAAACUGUAGAAUUCAGGUAAUGUGUCAUAUUUAUAUAAAUCAAUUCUGCAUUUAUUUCAUUGGUAGCUGUGUAGUUGAUAAAUGUAAAUGUAUUUCUCAAAUAGAGUCAUUGUUAAAUGUACAACCUCUUCUGCUGGCAAUCCCGGCCAGCUAAAAAAACCAAUGGUUAAAGAGACAGUCCUUUUGAAAUGAAUGUAUCUUAUGACUAAAUCUGACACUUAUGACUAGAAUAAAUAUCUUAAAACAUCAAUACAGGAUAACUCUUGACACAAGUUGGGUUUCAUUGCAAUGUAAAUUUUUCAUCAGUGUAAGGUUGACGUGAUUCUAUGUGUAUUUACACACACCUGGCCGUCCAUCAGCGUCAGUCUCUCUUACCACCAGAUGUUGCAGUGAUCUCAUAAUUCAGUUUCAGACAAGAUAGUUCAUAGGGCUGUGAGAGCUCCUGGGCAUGAUCUACAUAUAAAGUCUUUUCACCUUACUGACUUCUAUACUGUCUGCUAUGUUUCAUUAUAUACUCAUCUAUUUAGAAAAACUGGGAAUGCUGAACGAUGUGAGAUUAUUUGUCAAUUUUGGUGACGGUGUUUAUUAAGACACACCUGAUAGCAGUCCUCAAAUAUUUCGCUUCUCUCCUUUCAUCUUUGCACAUAUUUCAAUAAUAUUCGCACAGAAUAACACUCUCAUAUCUCAUUCCAUCAUCCAGAGCAGGACUGGGAGAAAAAGAACACAAUAUGAAUCAUCUUUUUUACCGAGGGACUAAGAAAGAGGCAAAAUCAAAGUAGAGCUGUUGUGGUCUGCACGGCUUUGGUCUGUAAGUGCAGAUAGAUGUGUUUUUGAUAGUAAAUACCAGUAUAGGCUAUUGAUAGUUUACGUAGGUAGAAUGUUAUGUACUGGUGUAUGAUGUAUGUUUAUUUUGGUCAUUGAAUAGAAUGCAGAGGAUUGCUAAUGAAAAUUAUUGCAAAUCAGUGAAAGAUUUUUUGCCAAAAUGGAUCGUGAAUUAAUUUAAUAUUAAUUCUAAAGUACUUCAGUAUUUUAAAAGUAAAUUUCAGAUUACAGACUUCAUUAAUGUACAUAUAUUUGGAAUAUUUGCAGCAAUACCAUUGAUUCUGUGUCUUCUUUAAUUUCAUAAU
Triplophysa dalaica is the source of this 3915-nucleotide messenger RNA. It is a transcript of the gene lrguk, whose product is annotated as leucine-rich repeats and guanylate kinase domain containing. The record is from RefSeq and is a predicted model, not a curated record. Bases 198 to 2411 code for a protein of 737 amino acids. NCBI's taxonomy places the organism in Eukaryota, Metazoa, Chordata, Actinopteri, Cypriniformes, Nemacheilidae. The transcript has 20 exons. Gene Ontology annotation, cellular component: cytosol. Gene Ontology annotation, molecular function: GMP kinase activity; protein binding.